Molecule: messenger RNA, 2885 nt
Organism: Gambusia affinis (western mosquitofish)
Lineage: Eukaryota; Metazoa; Chordata; Actinopteri; Cyprinodontiformes; Poeciliidae
Gene: tmc8
Product: transmembrane channel-like 8
Exons: 17
Coding region: 449-2542 (697 amino acids)
Cellular component (GO): plasma membrane
Molecular function (GO): mechanosensitive monoatomic ion channel activity
Source: RefSeq, a predicted model, not a curated record
UUUUAUCACCGUAACUGAUGUAGUUGAGCCCUUAAUUGUGAUAUUUCCAAACCAGGCAAUGAUCAUUUUAAAAUGAAAACAGGUGUCAUUUGGGUCAAAAGGACCCAAAUGACACUCCUAAUCGAUCAGUUCCUGAGGUCUCCGCUUGAAAAAUGUUUAAACAAACAGAAAGAAGAGCAUAAUUAUGCUCAGUUUGGACCAAUUUUACACCUGAGAAACGGAAGCAGUCCCAGUAGCAUGAGACAGAGCCGGUCAGCUGUUCAGAAGCACUUCUGCAUGGCGUCCGCUGCGAGGCGUGAAGCAUGGUAUUCUGAUGCAAGCCUCGGAAGUGACUUUUCACUUUUUUUGAAACUUUGAGUUGCAGCUCAAGUACAGAAGUCGACAGUAUGUGUUGCUUACAAAGACGGACAGCUUAGUUUGCAAUUAAAGAGGAAGUGCGGGGGGGAAAAUGGAGGGCCAGAAAACAGUGAACUUCACGAGACUCUUGUCAGAUGAAAGCGUCGUGUCCACCCUGUCGUCAGACUCAUGUGAGUACUACCAGACAGAGAUAUUUGACCUGCUGCCCAGUGUCCAGGCUGUCCGGUCCCAGCAGGACAGCUAUGAUACCAGCGAGGUCCACCAGGGUGGCCCGCAACCCGGGGAGACCGUCAGCACUGAGAACCAGUCAAGAGGACCCAGAGACAAGCAGUCUCUGCAGGCACUGCGGAACCUGACCAUUUGUAUGCAGGGGAAGAGGAGCGCAAGGGAAAGGAGGAAAAUGCAGAUCAGCAAUAUUGGUUUCUGGGAGUCAUGGAGGCGGAGCCAGAGCAUCAACAGGAAGAGGGUCUGGGCUCACAUGAGGGAGGCGGGAGCCAGCUUGUUGCCUUGGAAACAGACGCUCCACAAAAUUCAAGGGAGGUUUGGCGUCGGAGUGAAGUCCUACUUUGUCUUCCUCAGAUAUCUGAUCUACUUGAACCUGCUGCACUGUGCUCUGAUCGGGGGCUUCAUCCUGGGGCCCACAGGGUUUUAUGGCACAAACAACAGAGAAUCGUUGCGAUUUGGCGGAAACGACUCUGUGUUAGACUUCCUCCUGGGAUCGGGAUUUCUGGCUCGUUCGCCUGUUUUCUUUGGCUUUUACACCAGAGGCUCUCUGGAUCUCGACUGCCUGAACACACCCCUGCUGUACCUGGCUGGGAUCCUCAGCAUCAUCGUCCUUAGUCUCAUCAUGGUGGUCCGCAGAACAACUGUUGGCUACAAGCACACCUGGAUGCUCGAGAAGCGAACCAGCAUGAAUGUGAGCUUUAAGGUCUUUUGUGGCUGGGACUACAGCAUCCAGCAUUCAGAGUCUGCAAAGCUCAAGCAGAGCUUCAUCAGGAAUGACCUCAAGCUCUUCCUGGAGGAGAUGAUGUUUAACUUGAGAAAGGCUCAAAGGACUCUGGGACAAAAGCUGCGCCUCUACCUGCUGAGGUCUGUCCUGAACCUGAUCGUUGUCUUUCUGCUCGGUGGAGCUUUCACCCUCAUCGUCUUCUCCACAAACGUCUCCCUCAAAGAGUCGAACGACGUUUUGGUUCUCAAGCUGUUCCUUCAUUAUCUUUCUCCCAUCACCAUCACCUUUGUGGACCUAGUCCUCCCUCAGGUAUUCCGCAAGAUCUCAUCUUUCGAGGACUACUCUCUAACCGUUCAAGUAAAUGUAACACUUGUGAGGAGUAUCUUCUUGAAGCUGGCUUCCCUGGGGAUCUACUUAUUUUUCCUCUUCAAAACACCAACAUCAGUAGAAAAUCGUCUGUGCAGAGAAAACCAGAUUGGCAUUGAGAUGUACAAACUGUGCAUCUUCAACUUCCUCACCACUUUCUGCAACACUUUUCUGGUGAACUUCCCCAGGAAGCUUUUGCAGAAGAAGCGCCCAAACUGCUUGCUGGUCCGGCUGUGCGGGAGGCAGCGGUUUCUGAUCCCGUUCAAAGUUCUGGAUCUGGUCUACAUCCAAACUGUGCUGUGGGUGGGAGUCUACUACUGCCCCCUGCUGCCUAUGAUCGGAGUGGUCAGCCUGUUGGCGAUAUUCUACAUCCAAAUGUUUGAUGUCCUGCAGUGUUGUGAGGCGGAGCAGCGGAUGUUUCGAGCCUCCAGCUCUUCGGUUUUAUUCCACUUCAUGCUGCUGCUGGGUCUCCUCAUGGCUGCAGCCGCACCGAUAAUUGACUUCCACCUGGUCGGGGGAACAAACACGAUCUCCUGUGGUCCUCUUAAAAAUGAAACCGUACUUACCGUGACACACACCUGCGUGAUAAGUCUUCCCAGCUCAGUCCAGAACGUUCUCAAGUACUUGUCCUCACAAGCCUUUGUCCUGCCUCUCCUGCUAGCUGAGGUCAUCAUCCUGACGUCGUAUGUGUCACGAGGACGCGCCAACCAGAAAGCAAUCGAAAGGCUUAAAGACAUGCUGAUUAUGUGCAGCUCAGAUAAACGGUUCCUGGUGAAGCAGCAUGCCACCUUAAUGAGAGGUCCUAAGAACCCAAACAGAGCCCGUCCUGCUGCUGUGGAACAGAAAAAGCCCCGGCAUGGCGCUCCCUGAGGCUCCCAGUUUAUUCUCCUCUGGAAACGGUGGAAAACAAGAUGACAUACGUUGAAUUAUUCACAAAGAAGCAGAGUGACCUAUUGAAACUUGUGACCCAAUUCUGUAAAAAGAGAUUUUCAGAUUAUUUUUGCAACCUUCGUUGCAAACAUUUUAUACACCUGUGUUAAAGCUAAUAACAGUGUACAGACUGCUAGAAGGCCUUUUAUCAGUGUUGACAUUAAUGACAUGCACAUUAACCUCUUUAUAUGAAAAAUAGAGCUUGGUAGUAUUCCUAAAUGUUAACUUAAUAUUAUUCAAGAGGCUGUAAAUGUUUUUAUUUGUGUGUUUAUUAAACUUUUUU